This is a messenger RNA of Solenopsis invicta (red fire ant), 1595 nucleotides long. It is a transcript of the gene Tektin-C, whose product is annotated as tektin-1. The coding region runs from base 205 to 1455 and encodes 416 amino acids. The record is from RefSeq and is a predicted model, not a curated record. Gene Ontology annotation, biological process: cilium assembly; cilium movement involved in cell motility. NCBI's taxonomy places the organism in Eukaryota, Metazoa, Arthropoda, Insecta, Hymenoptera, Formicidae. The transcript has 5 exons. Gene Ontology annotation, cellular component: microtubule cytoskeleton; nucleus.
GUGUGUGUGUGUGUGUGUGUUUGAAUCUCAUGAAGUUCAAUAGUAAGGGGAAACGUUUCCUUGGAAACAAACAUAUUGAAAUCAUGGUGUAAGAAUACUGUAUUAUGUGUAUUCUUACACCAUGAUUGGAAUAGAGUUUUCGUGAAUCAUCGAAACAUAUCUCACUAAACUUGCGUGAAGUCUCGAGUAAAAUCGUAUUGCGAAAUGGCGAAAACCGAAACAAAUGUAAGUUGUGUACCGUUUCUUCCCACAAAGUUUACGUUGGACGAUUGGCAUCUCAACAAUCAGUUCAGGUAUCGAUGCUCCGAAGGGCAACGAGAAUUAUCGGAUCGACUUUUAACCGAAGCGACCCUUGCCUGCGAAUCGGCCAAGGAAAUCGUGAAUACUAAUAAGGAGGAAACGGAUCAUCGAUUACUAGAAAAAAUCAAUGACGUCGAAUUCCGUGAAAAGGAAUUGCUGCGAAUAAGAAAGAACAGUGUUCUGGAAAUCGAUGCGCUGUCCGUGUACAAAGAACGGUUUACGGAUGUCCUGAAGUCUGUGAAGAGAAACUAUCUCGCAAUUUGCGAAAAAUGUCUCAUUGCUAGAGAAGGUAGAUUAGGUAUCGACUUGGUUCACGACGACGUUGAAAGAAACUUGUUGAAAGAGCGCGAGGUGAUACAGGAAUCGGAAAAUUUGUUAGAUCGAAUAUUAAAGAAAAUUUGCGAACAAAUUCGUAAAUUGAAAGCCACGCUGUACCACAUCGAUCGCGAUCUCGAAAAUAAGGAAAUCAAUUUACGCAUUGAUCGUCGCAAUUUGACGUUAAGAGAGACUGAUUUUAAUCUGAGUAUCUACCAUGGAACUUCGCCUCUCGACAAACAGGGAGUAAUGUUAAAUGAAUGGGAACGGCAAACGAACGACAAUGUUGUCAGUGCGAAUAAAGAAGUGAAUAGCGCGAAGCAGUUACGCUCUUAUAUCGAUACUAUAAUUAUGCAAACAAUCAACAAUUUAAAUAGACAGAAAGACGUCACAAAUGAAGCUUUCAGGCAGCGCAUCGAACAGACCCGAGAAGCUAAAACCAAAUUGGAACUUCAGCACUCGGAGGUAAUAAAACAAGUUACUGCUAUGUCAAAUAAAAUCACGCAUAUAAAAAAAUCAAUAGCUGAUAAAGAAGGUUACAUGGCUCUGGCAUAUACGAGAUUGGGCCAUCGGUAUCAACGUCCAGGGAUCGAGCUUACUCAGGACUUGGUCGAGGCUAAUCUCGUGAAAGAGAUACACGAAUUACGGAAUGUCGCGGCAAAUCUGCAACAAAUGUUUUGCGAGGUUCGUGACAACGCGCUUUGCGUUUCAUUGCGCAAAAUCUCAACUAUAGAAUUCAAACAUUCGCAACAGCAAUUGCACAAACUUUGCGCAAAAAGUAAUUUUUUUUAUUAUUAUCCGCGAAAUAUAUAUAUUACAGGCAGAGGCAUCGCUACGUAACCUGCUUAAAACGCAGAUUCAACUCGAAGAGGACAUUAAUGUAAAGACGAACACUUUAAAAAUUGACGAGGUUGAAUGUAUGACCUUACGCCAAAGUAUAGAUUAUCACGCAUAUUAGAAUACUAAUAUUAAAGCCAUCU